This is a messenger RNA of Leptinotarsa decemlineata (Colorado potato beetle), 987 nucleotides long. RefSeq names its product 26S proteasome regulatory subunit Rpt6 (gene Rpt6). The record is from RefSeq and is a predicted model, not a curated record. Gene Ontology annotation, molecular function: ATP binding; ATP hydrolysis activity. Lineage: Eukaryota; Metazoa; Arthropoda; Insecta; Coleoptera; Chrysomelidae.
CUCCGUGGCGGCAGUUCGGGAGCCCUCUGGCCCUCUACCAGGAGCCAAGGAAAUUCUCGAGCGCCGUCACGGAAUGUAACCUCCAGAGAUACUCCCGUCGGCACCACCCUCUCUGCUCAGUCUGAGAGAAACAACGACGACAAUACGAUCAAGCCUCAAGAACCGGCCAACAAAAAGCGUCGCCUUCCAGAAGAGUUUCCGCCUCUUCCAUCCAAACCAGUCGCUUCAGUAAACAAAAAUACCGGCAACAAGCCCAAAAAAGUGGCUAAUAAGAUGGCAAAGCUCCAGGACGAAGCCAAGAACAACACUUCAGAGUCAGAACUCUCAACAACAGAAUCUUCCGUCGAAGGUGACCAUGAAAUUUACUGUAGUUUCGUCCCACGGGGACAUUUUCAGACUAAUACAAUAAAGGUUAACUAUUUACUUAUUACAGGAACUGGGAAAACUCUUCUUGCUAGAGCUGUUGCUCACCAUACGGAAUGUACUUUUAUUCGUGUAUCUGGUUCCGAGUUAGUUCAAAAAUUCAUUGGAGAAGGUUCUCGCAUGGUGCGUGAACUAUUCGUUAUGGCCAGGGAACAUGCUCCUUCUAUCAUAUUCAUGGAUGAAAUUGAUUCUAUUGGAUCAUCUCGAAUUGAAUCAGGUUCUGGUGGUGAUUCUGAAGUGCAGAGGACCAUGUUGGAACUCCUUAAUCAACUAGACGGUUUUGAAGCUACCAAAAACAUCAAAGUCAUUAUGGCUACGAAUAGAAUCGAUAUUUUAGACCCUGCACUACUUAGGCCAGGCAGAAUAGAUCGUAAAAUUGAGUUUCCUCCACCGAAUGAGGAGGCAAGGUUGGAUAUUCUGAAGAUCCAUUCUCGAAAAAUGAAUCUAACUAGAGGAAUAAACUUGAGGAAGAUUGCUGAGCUGAUGCCUGGGGCAAGUGGAGCAGAAGUUAAGGGAGUCUGCACUGAAGCAGGUAUGUAUGCACUGAGGGAGAGAAGAGUACAU